Molecule: messenger RNA, 4054 nt
Organism: Prunus avium (sweet cherry)
Lineage: Eukaryota; Viridiplantae; Streptophyta; Magnoliopsida; Rosales; Rosaceae
Source: RefSeq, a predicted model, not a curated record
UAUCUAAACGCGUAAAAGCGAAGCACCUUGGAGGCUGAUCGGUGUUGUUGGCCUUCUCAUUGCCGUUGCGAUUUCGUUUCUCUCUGUUAGCGAUCUCUUGCCGGUAAGGCCUUCCGAUACCUGUGAAUUUCUCAAGGGUCUCACAGAAAUCGAGGUCUAGGGUAUUUGCUCACGAUCUUCGUUUGUUAUUCGCCGAUUUGCCUAUCUGUUUGUGAUUUUGUAAUUGAAUAUUUUGUGUUCUGUGUUCUGUGUUUCUGUGCUGAUUGAUCUUGGGUUUGCUCGGAAAAAAAAAGAUUCAAUUUGUUAUUUUGGUUUGGAUUGGCUAGGGUUUGAACCAACUAAAUUAUUGACUUUUGGGGGUUUAGGGUUUUGAAAAUUGAUUGGGGUUUUCUGUUUUGAUUUUGAUUGUUGAGUUUGAUCACUGAUUUAGAAGAGAUUGUUAAUCAUAUGGCGACAGGGCGAGUCGAUGUUUUGAGGAGAAGGGAUUCUUAUAAUUAUUCCAAAAGAGAAUUUGAAUCUUAUAGGAAUGGGGUUUGUCGAGGUGAUGGCGUCAAACAUAAGAAUGGAUUCCAUUUACCUUCCAAUGUGCACAAUUCAGGAGGGUCUGAACGGUCGUCAAAUUCCUCAGAACCGUGUUCUAGGAAUGGCAAAACCCGAAAGAGUGAAUGUUUGGUUCAAUUGCCUCCUGAGAAGAAGAGGAAGUUUUCUCCUAUUAUAUGGGACAGAGAAGAGAAGCAAGUGAGAGUCUCAUCAAAGAAUAGAGUUGUUCCAGUUAUUCCUCCGUCCCCUGCUCAUCCAACCUCAGUUCAGAACGUUCUUUUUGAUGGGGUUGUUUCAAAGUCUCCAGUUACAGUGGUUAAGUCUCAGGAAGUGGAGGUCUUUGAAUCUUCUGUGGCAGAUUAUUUGGAGGGUAGUUGUCAAUCGGAGGCCCCUGCUGAUUUGUCUACACAGCUGCAUUCUGAGCAGUCCGGGCAAGAUGAGCAGGCUAAAAAAAACAUGGUCCAUCCACCCAACAUCUCAUUCUCAAGAUGGGCAUCUGAUAGUGAUUCUCCAAGGGCUCCAAGGGAUAUCGCUGAUGACCCAUGCAGUUCGCCUGAAAGUGGGGAGAUCCAAAGAGAAGGCUCGGGAGGGAGCCGGACCAGAGUUUCUAGCUCUGACGAAGAAAGCAGCUUUGAGACGCCUGGAGAAAAAUAUUAUGGAGAAGACGAGUUAUGUGACAAAAACAUGAAUAUUGAUAAACAUGAUGGGAAUGCUGGCGUUGCCAUUAACCAGUUGUACUCUGAUUCAGAGUCUGAUUCAGAGGAUGAUGUUGAUCUUCCUAAGAUUGAAGAGCCUGCGGUGCCUAUGCAAGGAAGCAUAAACAUGCUUCAGGGUUGCAGAAGUGUGUUUGAGUAUGAAAAACUCAACAAAAUAAAUGAAGGCACAUAUGGUGUUGUCUAUAGAGCCAGAGAUAAAAAGACUGGAGAAAUUGUAGCAUUAAAGAAGGUGAAGAUGGAUGUUGAUAAGGGUUGUGAUGGUUUCCCAAUGUCAGCAUUGAGAGAAAUAAACAUUCUUUUGUCUUUUAAUCACCCUUCAGUUGUAGGUGUUAAGGAAGUUGUUAUGGACGACUUUGAUGGUGUUUAUAUGGUCAUGGAGUAUAUGGAAUAUGACCUCAAGGGGCUAAUGGAGUCUAUGAAACAGCCAUUUAGUAUAGGUGAAGUAAAGUACUUGAUGCUACAACUUUUGAACGGUGUAGAGUAUCUUCAUGACAAUUGGGUCCUUCACAGAGAUCUGAAAUCAUCAAAUCUCCUUGUGAACAAGGAGGGUGAGUUGAAAAUAUGUGACUUGGGGUUGUCACGCCAGUAUGGGAGUCCACUGAAGCCAUAUACUCCUUUGGUUGUCACUCUGUGGUACAGGGCACCUGAAAUUCUAUUAGGUACAAAACAGUACUCUACAGCAAUUGAUAUGUGGUCAGUUGGUUGCAUAAUGGCUGAAUUGUUGGCGAAGGACGCACUGUUCAAAGGGAAAACUGAAGUUGAUCAGAUUGAUAAGAUCUUCAGAAUGCUUGGUACACCAGAUGAGAAAAGUGGAUUAUCCAAAUUGCCAGGCUUCAAAGUUAAUUCUGUCAAACAACCGUGCUACAAUCAUCUGCGCAAGAAAUUUCCUGCUGCAUCUUUCACUGGAUCAUCCCCAGUGCUCUCUGAAUCGGGGUUUGAUCUGUUGAAGCGGCUCCUAUCAUAUAACCCUGCGGAGCGAAUAACAGCAAAGGAUGCUCUCAACCAUAACUGGUUUCGUGAGUCCCCCGAACCGAGAUAUGAUUUCAAGCCAAUUACUCCUGAUCAGCAUUCAAGACCGGUACCUAAACAGCAGGCAGUGUGAGAAAAAUUUAAGCAAUAAUCUUAGCCUUUUUUAUGGCAGUUCUUCAAAUUUUGCUAACCUGACCAUUAGGCAGCUGCAAAGCACAACACGUGACUGUAGGGCCCUUUAGGAUAGCUACAGCAAGGGAGUUGCAUGGAGAGUCGGUGGGCAGUAAUGGUUUAUCCUUUUAAGAGCAGCAUAGUGGUGCAGUCUUUGUACAUAAUUGAAUCAUAUUGUUUCUAUUCCAAGUUCUUCACUAUUUUUAUGUAAAACCUGUUGUUUUCUCUUUAUUCAUGCUUUAUACUUUUAUUUGCAAGAGAUUCUGGGCCUUAAAAGAAUGGGAGGGUGUUAUUGGCAUUUCGCACUUGAAGGACAGGAAUUUUCCCAAACGUAAGUUAUUUUACUGCACACAAUGGCUUUUGAGGUGUAUCCAGUCUUUUACAUGUAUUGCUGGUUGCUUGUAUUGUGGUGUAUCCAAUUAUCCAUGUUUUCUUCGAUCAUGAUGCUCUGCCCCCAAUGCUUAGCUUAUGGUUAUCCUAUGUUAGGCCAUUGUCUGUUUAUACUCCAUUCAGCAAAUAUAUAAUUAAAAUGCUGGAUUUUUUUUUCUUUGUCUUCAAGUUCAGAGUAAAAGAAUUACUUUAGUUUAUUAGUGAAAUGCAAGUUAUAUCUAGACCACUUCAAAUACAUGAAUAAAAGAAUACAAUUUUGGAAUAUGCAAUGACUGCUGCUAGGAGGUUUCAUUCUUGCAUCGAUGGAAUUCUCCCAAUUAGAAGUCGUUCCAUGUUUGUAUUCCUUCUCAUGUGCAUACGUGUGCGCACUGUAAGUUGAUAGUGCAGGUCAGUUUCAUUGUCUAAGUAGUGUUGCUUGCCAGGACAAUGUGGUUGUAAACUUAUAUUAUGCUUCUGUGUCUUAUUGUAAAUUUUGUGUUUCUUACUUUGCGUUUCCUUCAUUUGGUUAAUUUUUACUUUUGACUUGGAUCUUCCCAUGUGCAUUCUUCGGUUAGGAAUUAGCUUGCUAUUACAAAUGGAGAGUUUUGCUUGCCUGCAGCUAGACCGAUUGGCUGGUAAGGUUGUUGCUUUUUAUUUAUUUUGUACUUAUGUGUGAAUCUAACGGCUGCUAUUAUAUUUUUCGCCACGGGGAGUGAACAUAGGCAUCUCUAGUUUUUGCAUUGUACUUCAAUCUUUUGCUAUAUCAGUAGAAAAUUAUGAUGAUGAAGAGUAAGGGUUUGCCCUUUUGUCCAACCUCCCAUUUAUUUUGUGAUCCUGCUACAAGGUGGCACUUUUAAAUCAAAAAAUCUAAUUGUGAAAUCAUAAUGAAAGUUGAAAAUUGAUGACAAAACAAAUUCAAGUUCAUACCUUUCUUUUCUGAAACCACUCUAGGUUGAAGAUGUACGGGUUGAAUUGCUAUAGUCGAUGUCUAUUGACAUGUUUCAAUUUUUGUCUUGGCCACAUAAGAUCAAUGUUAAAAUUUGCAAGCCAGGGCCUCUUGAUAGCCUGUAUGAAUUCGCAGCGUGAUCAGCCAUGAGGGAACUACCAUCUAAUGAUAAGUAGCGAAAAUCUGAGCGUGGCAGUGUGCUAUAUUUGUAUUUCAUACCUAAAAGCAGCUGUAAUUUUCAAGUUUGCAACAUCUGUAUUUCAUAUUGAGUAAUAAUACUAAACCAGCAGUAACUUUUCUUGUGCUACGAAGGACAUCUCAUCAUACUACCCAUUUUCUUUUC